AUGGCCCGACAGAUCUACAAGAUUAUGUCGGAAAGUGUUCUAAAGGUGGCACGCGGUUUGAAGGACGGAGAAGACUAUCGCGCGUUUGUCAAGACGAUGGUUUUUGCACCUCUGGAAUGCAUGGCCAACUUUGUGACAGGUUCCAGGAUUUUCCGGGCAGGCGUUAGAGACAGCUUAGAAGAGACUACUUUCCAGGAUUCCCUAGGAUUCUUACUGUCUGCUGGGUUCAUUGAAAGUCUGUCUGAAGAUGAGGCUUCCAUUGUCCAGCACUUCUUGACCAGUAUAGCGUCCUCGCUUGCGUUCAACCCUGACAGCCUACUGUGGGCCAUCGAUAAGGGCCUUCUCGAGAUGGUAGCAUCAAUCCUUGGAGCUUCACCUUUUCAGCAGCUCUCGGACUACGCCAGAUUGAGGGAGUCUCCCAUCUCCCGCUGUACUGGAGUCCUGCUCCGCUUGUUAGAUUCAGAGGCCACAACGGAAAAGCUGCGCGCUCACGACGCGCUGACACUUUUCAGGCCCCAUAAGCGGAAGAUCAACGGAGCGUAUUCGGAACUGAAACCUUGGAAGUAUUUCGAAAGACGAUUGGAAGGUCGGCCGGUAGAUGAGGACUGGAAGGUAAAAGCCGAGAUUAAGGAAGGAACAUGCGGUGGAAUCGUAUGCUCGUGGAAGCAGUGCAGGGCAGGCCGCAAGCCGUCUUCGGGGAAGAAGUUUGGAAAGUGCGGGGGGUGUCAAGUCGCUCGCUACUGCAGCAAGGAGCAUCAGAGACUGCACUGGUCAACCCACAAGAUUCACUGCCGGGCCGGUCAAGCAAAGAGUCCACCAUGA
Klebsormidium nitens is the source of this 822-nucleotide messenger RNA. Lineage: Eukaryota; Viridiplantae; Streptophyta; Klebsormidiophyceae; Klebsormidiales; Klebsormidiaceae. The record is from the annotation of a GenBank genome assembly.